GCUGGCUUGUCCCUUCAACGACGCAAAAGCAGAAAAAAGCCUCUCAAAACCGACACCAAAGAAUGAUAACGAAUACACUCAGAAAAAAGCACGCAAAUCUUGGCCUCUUCUGAUGAGCGUCAUGUUCGUCAGCUUCAUCUUCUUCCUUUCCCUGUGAUGAUUCAUUUGGAUCCCUGUUCGAUCCUCUUCCCUCUGCAUCUAUUAGUCUUCCCUAGUUCGCUCUUCCUUUACUUUCCUUCCACUAUAUCUGCAAAUUGCUCUCUUGGUGCAUCCUCUCGAUCCUUCUCCGUGCUCCUCUGUUUUAGUCCGUUUUCUGUCUUUCUUUUCCUUCGAGGAUAGGCUUGUUUCAUACUUCCCAUGCUUUUUAGAGUGCUUGUUUCGGGGCUUCUUUAAUUGAUUGCAUAUAUCAUAUGAAUAUACUCUCUUUACUGCUUGUGUUCUUCCUCUUCCUCCUCCUCCUCUUCUUCUUUUUAAUAUGGGUGUUUAUAGAUUUGACGGUUGUUUUACUCUCAUUUCGACUACAUAUAUUCAAUUUCUCGGUUAUUUGUUCUCCGUCCCAUUUCAAGUUUGCAUGAUAAGAUUAAGGGAGGGUGUGAGAAUCUAAAAUCUGACUCCCUUAUAACUAUCAUAAAAAUUGAGGCUUUGUUCCGAAGUGGAAUUUUACAUUGCAGUUUCAGAUGAUCUUCCCUUCCAUUCUCUGCUUUUUUAAUUGUUGUCCACCAAAUAUUUGAUAAUAAACUCGAGGAAAGGUUUGUUAUUAUUAUUUACCGGAGCAGAUUUGGAUGAUUGUUUCUAGUAGUUGUUGUGGAAGCAUUCGCCUUAUCUUUCUUUCAAAAAAAGAAGCAUUGUUCUUGUUGCUGCUGGAACACAAUCAUCCUUAUAUUAUUGAUCUGUUUUAAAUUUGAUGACAACAAUAGUACAGAGCUAUGUGCAUGUGCUGAAAUGCCGUCACUAUUACUCGUUCUGUUUUAUUUUGGGUAUUAUGCAAAUAAUAUGACCCCCCACACCCCCAAACCCCAAUAUUGUGGUCUUACGCUAUAUUUGGUCUUUAAACACUCCUUCUAGCUGGUAUUUAGAAGCUUUCUACUACUUAGGCUUAUUGGCCAUACAUCUUGAUACUUGUUACAUUAUAUGUUAUUUGUGUGUCGGUAUAUGACUAUGUAAUUGUGAACUAAUUUCACCUGUUCCAAGUGAUUUCAUCAUUUCAUGGCUUAUACGUUGCUUCACAGAAUAACUCUGAACAUUGUUUUCCAUUUGAGGCAGUGAUUAUGAAGGAAUCUUAGGUAAGUGAUGGCAGCAGCAGAGGUGAGGGCUGUGUGGCAGAGAACUGCUAAUCGUUGUUUUGUCCAAGAAGAUGCGAAAAGAGCUCCCAAACUAGCAUGUUGCCAACCUUCAUGUGCAACACCAAAGUUGGAUGAUGCAGAACCAACCAAUGCAGCAUAUGAAUCAGUUAACGCUGCGGUUAAUGUCAUGCAUUUUAACCGAAAAUCUUCAUUCGCCAAUCUAUCCCCUGACUCAAGGUGGUGGUUGCAAAUGCAAACUGACUAUGGGCAUCAAAAGAGCACAUUGCAUCAACAAUCACGUGCAUUAGAUGAUGAACCAGAGAUGCUGAAAGCUAGUGAUGAAGAUGAAGUAUAUGAAGAUGUUACUUGCUUUGGCGAUGAGGAGUAUGAUUCAUUUUAUCAUUUGGACUAUGAUUUACAGGUUGAUAUGAUGAAGCAAGCUAGUGAAGACAAAAUGCUUGGGCGACCUAGUGAAAAAUCUCAGGCAUUUGCGCAACUGAUGGAUAUGACAGGAAAACAUGAGACAACGGAGAUUGAUAGUGUUGGUUGUUCAGUUUCCAAGCAAAUGGAUGAGUUCAACUUGGGCUUGGAUUGUUCUUGGACUGACGUUGAUAAGUCUGAGCCAUGGUGGCAAACUACUGAUAGAGAUGAGUUAGCUUCCUUUGUUUUAAUGAGAUCACUCAACCAUAUUGAGAAUUGUGAUCUUCCUCCACCUCAGAGGAAGUAUGUAAGAAGACAUCCAUGUUCUAGUAUUGGUGAUGAAAAAAUAAGGACAUCAUGUGCUAAUUGGGAGACGAAGUCCUGUGGCUUGUCCAACCUGACUACACAUGCUCAAGGGAGUUUGGGUUCACAAUUGAUGCAUGAAAAGCAACAGACAUCAGCUAAUGAAAAGGUCUCACAUUGUGCUUCUGAAAAUUCUUCCAGGUUUUCAUGGAUGUUAAUAUUACCAUAUUUGGACUUGCAACUUCGUAACAGUCACACUACCAUGCACAAGGAUACCACACAGGAGCAGCAAGCUUUUGGGGGAGAUCCGAGCAAAGCUCAACUAAUGGAAGCACUGUGCCAUUCUCAAACACGAGCGAGAGAAGCAGAAGCUGCAGCGAGACAAGCAUAUGCUGAGAAAGAGCAAGUUGUCAGGCUCAUUUUUAAGCAAGCGUCACAACUUUUUGCAUAUAAGCAAUGGUUUAGGUUGCUGCAGCUAGAAACUCUGCUAACUCAGAUCAAGAAUAAGGAUCAGCCUCUCUCAACUCUAUUGCCUAUGGCGCUUCCAUGGAUGACUUGUGAAGGAAGAAAUCUGAGGAGGAGAAGGCAGAAGUGGCCCAAAACCAGACGAGAAAUGCCAUCAAAGGAAAAUAUCACAACAUAUGCUGUUGCAUUUGCUUUAGGACUGUCUAUUGUUGGUGCUGGCUUGCUCUUAGGAUGUUGUGUGGGUUGGAUGUUACCUCAUUUGUAGUUUUGCUCUUAAAUGAUUUGAAAUAUAGUCCCGCUUUUACAUGUAGAUUAGUAGAGGGGAAUGGGUAAACAGAGAGAGGGGCUGCAUUUGUUGUGUUGCAUGUGUGUAUUCACCCUUGUAGAUUUUAGUUGUCCUUGUCAAAUAUCUUGAGUUGUCAUCUAACUUGUGUGAUGAAUGUUACAUUGAGAUUUGAGAUGUGAAGCAGAAGCAACUAGUUUUUGGUUCUA
Messenger RNA from Prosopis cineraria, 2963 nucleotides. RefSeq lists its product as uncharacterized. The coding region runs from base 1291 to 2736 and encodes 481 amino acids. The record is from RefSeq and is a predicted model, not a curated record. NCBI's taxonomy places the organism in Eukaryota, Viridiplantae, Streptophyta, Magnoliopsida, Fabales, Fabaceae. The transcript has 2 exons.